Molecule: messenger RNA, 1659 nt
Organism: Aspergillus niger
Lineage: Eukaryota; Fungi; Ascomycota; Eurotiomycetes; Eurotiales; Aspergillaceae
Exons: 3
Coding region: 1-1659 (552 amino acids)
Source: RefSeq, a predicted model, not a curated record
AUGCGCUCACCCUGGCUUAUUGCAGCCACUGCAAUGCUGCUUCCUUUGGUGGCAGCUGACUGGCAGUUUAAAUCGCGCCCCGACUUGGCACCGCCCAAGUUGAACAUUACUAUCCCUGCAGCCGCGGAUGUGGAGAAGGGAUACCUCUUUGUUGCUCCUUUUGCUGGUAUCGCAGAUGGCCCCGGAGAGAUGCACGGCCCUCGCCAGGCUUCUCCUUACAUCUUUCGGGAUGAUGGUGAGUUGGUCUGGUCUGGCUACUCCUACUACUCCAUCUGGGCUACGAACUUUCAGAAAGCCCGAUGGAAGGGCAAGGACGUCCUCUUCUGCUUCGAGGGUGAUCAUAACCCGGCUUAUGGGCAUGGUCACGGUCAUGUCACAAUCCUGGAUCAGCACUACGAGACCAUUCGUGAGCUGCGUGCUGGUAACCAUAAGAUUAUGGACAAGCAUGAGUUUCACGUCAUCAAUGAGGAGACGGCAUUGAUACAGAUUUACCAGCCUGUGCCAAUGGACCUCACUCCCUGGGGAGCCAGUGCGGAGCAACAGUGGAUCGUGGAUGCUAUUAUCCAAGAGCUUGACAUUGCAACUGGUGAUGUUCUGUUUGAGUGGUCCAGCUUGGAUCAUGUCCUUCCCGACGAGGCAAUCCUCCCCAUAAAUCCUGGCCAGGCUGGGGCAGGCUAUAAUUCUUCAGAUGCUUGGGACUACUUCCAUAUCAACUCCGUUGACAAAGACACGGACGGUAACUACCUGAUCUCAGCCCGCGAUGCCUGCGCCGUGCACAAAAUCAACGGCAGCACCGGUGAGAUCAUCUGGCGCCUGGGAGGAGUCAAGUCAGACUUCGAACUAGGACCCAACGUCAAGUUCUGCUUCCAACAUCACGCUCGGUUUGUUUCCAAAGACGGUGACUCCGAGGUCAUAUCCUUGUAUGACAACUCCGCCCACGGCACCGAGAACGGUCGCGGCCACGAAGUCCACACCCACCCAUUUUCACAAGGCAAGAUUAUCAAAGUCAACACUGCUACCUGGAAAGCAACCAUUGUCCAAGCCUUCCAGCCACCCGAUGGUCUAUUGUCCAAGUCUCAAGGAGGCACCCAAUUGCUACCCAACGGCAACGUCCUCGUGAACUGGGGCUCAGAAGGUGCAUUGACUGAAUUUCGCCCUGACGGCACUCCGAUCCUACACGCCUACAUGGACUCGGGCUUUCUGGGCGAGGGCGUCGAGAAUUACCGUGCUUUCCGGUAUAAUUGGACCGGACUCCCUAAUGAGACGCCGGCCAUCGUAUCAUUGCAGAACGAUGAAGGUACAACCCUGUAUGUCUCCUGGAACGGUGACACUGAGACGAAGUUCUGGCGGUUUUAUAGCGUGGUUGACGAGUACGGCUCGCGCGAGUUCUUGGGUGAUGCGAAGCGAACUGGAUUUGAGACUGCGCUGUCGCUUCCAGGUCGUGUGAUUCAUGCUGUGUCUGCGGAAGCUAUUGAUUCCAGGGGAAGGGUUCUGACGACUACUGGUUCAGUGAGAACUAAGGCUGAAGUGCUACCUCCUAAGGCAGCUUCGGUUGGACAACACGAGCACGGGGCCGCGCAAUCCCAAAUCCAAAUUGGAGCAACUAGUCAUUGGGAGGAGUAUAUGAUCUUGAAGUUGGAUCGUUUCUAUCGCGGAUAA